UUAAAUAUGAGUAUUUGUUAUUUUAUUUGUAAUGUAGUAUUUUAUUAAGCCAGUAAAUAUGAACCGACACAAACUGGUUGUACCACUGAUCGUACCAUCCAUUCCACUUGACACUUACUAUCUCGACGUAAAGGUAAAUAAACCGGUUUGACAAGCUUGAUCUUGAUAUAUAUAUAAAUAAAGACCUCCCAUAAGCUUGGGGAAUUGCACAGAAAAUUCAAAAACUUCUCUUAAUAUUCAGCCAUCAUUAUGGGCUUGGAAGACGGGACCGGUACUACCGAUCACAACCAAGACUCCGGCGCAACCAUCGCCGCCUCAGAAACGACGCCGUAUAUCGCGUGGCGGCGCAACUCACCGUUGGUCCAGGUGAUUCUAAUGGGGCUGGUCUGCUUCUGCUGCCCGGGCAUGUUCCGGGCACUCUCCGGGAUGGGCGGCGGCGGGCAGGUGGACCCCACCGCCGCCAACAACGCCAACACCGCCCUCUACGCCGCCCUCGCCGUAUUCUGCGUGGUCGGCGGCGGCCUGUUCAACAUCGCCGGCCCCCGGCUCAUGCUCCCCGCCGGAUGCAUCACCUACGCGCUCUACGCCUUGUCCUUCCUCUACUACAACCACACUCGGGACCAGACGGUCAUCGUCGUCGCCGGCGGGAUAUUGGGAGUCGGCGGCGGGAUGCUGUGGUCGGUGCAGGGAGCGAUUUUGACUUCUUACCCACCGCCGGAGAGGAAGGGGGCGUACAUUUCGAUGUUUUGGGUGAUAUUCAGCUCCGGCGGGGUCGUCGGCGGGCUGAUUCCGUUCUCGUUGAACUUCCACCGGGGGGCGGAUUCGGUUAACGAUGCGACGUACAUUGUUUUCAUUGUCUUCAUGGUUGCAGGCACGAUCCUUUCGAUCGCCAUCCUCCCGAAAAACCAGCUCCUCCGCGACGACGGCAGCCGGUGCACGUCCACCGCCCACUCCAACCCCGCGACGGAGACGGUCGAGCUCCUCAAGCUCUUCACCAACUGGAAGAUGCUCCUCCUCGCUCCGGCCGCCUGCGCCAGCAACUUCUUCUACACCUACCAGUUCAACAACGUCAACGCGGCCCAGUUCACCACCCGGACCCGCGGCCUCAACAACGUCUCGUACUGGGGGGCCCAGAUGGUGGGCUCCGCCGCCAUCGGCCACGUCUUCGACCUGGACCUGGGCCUCAAGAAGCCCAACAACAAGAGAAGGCACCAGGGCUUCCUCGGGAUCGGGACCGUGUUCCUCGUCAGCACCGCGAUCUGGGCCGGCGGGUUCGCGAACCAGCUACACUACUCGUUCGCCGACAUGCCCCAGCCCAAGCUCGACUUCAUGGACUCCGGGCCCAAAUUUGCCGGGCCGUUUGUGCUGUACUUUGGGUAUGGGCUUUUGGAUUCGAUUUUUCAGAGCAUGAUUUACUGGGUGAUUGGCGCGCUGGCGGAUGACUCCAAGGUUUUGAGCCGGUACGUUGGGUUCUACAAAGGAGUGCAGAGCGCCGGCGCGAGCUUGGCGUGGUGGCUUGACGCCCGGAGGGUUCCGAUGAUGGCUCAGUUGGCCGUGAACUGGGCGCUGUCGACGGUGAGUUUUCCGUUGCUUGUGGUGUUGGUGGCGCUGGCUGUUAAAGAUGAGCAGAAAGGAGAGCAAAAGGAAGAAAGAAAAGGGCAAGUCCACGGAGGAGAAAGCAGCUAGAGUAGUACCAUAGAACUUGCUGAUCCAACUUGGGGGCUCUUGCUUUGUCUUGAGAGUAUGUAUUCUACAUAAAAAUGGUAAAAAAAAAUUUCAGCGGUGGAAAUGCUCGUAAGAUGGAUUAUAUUUAUAGCUCCACUUACUGAAUGACUGCCGCUAAGUUGAUCCGACUCUUAUAGGGUCAAAAAGCUGACUCGUUUCUGAACUGACCGUAUAGACAAAAUUGACCCGCAUUCCACCUGGAGAAAAGAUCGGACGAUUCUUUACUGAUGGUUCAACUACUACUUGUGUUGCCCAUGACUCCUCCAAUCUACCUACGAUUCCCCCCCACAAUUACGAGUUUUAUAAAAGAAAAGCUUAAAUCGACAUCAAGUUCUUAGUGCGAUAAAAAAGGAAGUAAUUGAUGUGGCCUCUGUUAGCACCAACUCAAUGAACAUUUGACAUUUCA
Molecule: messenger RNA, 2131 nt
Organism: Linum trigynum
Lineage: Eukaryota; Viridiplantae; Streptophyta; Magnoliopsida; Malpighiales; Linaceae
Source: the annotation of a GenBank genome assembly